This is a messenger RNA of Camellia sinensis, 472 nucleotides long. The record is from RefSeq and is a predicted model, not a curated record. NCBI's taxonomy places the organism in Eukaryota, Viridiplantae, Streptophyta, Magnoliopsida, Ericales, Theaceae.
AUGGAUCUAAACCUAUUGCCAAACAGAGAACUUGUCGAGGAUCUCCUAGGCUCUUCACUAUCGACUGAUAGAUCAGUUGCCACACUUUAUCAGAUGACAGAAGAAGACGAUGGCAUCCCCAUUCGAUGGCUGACUUCUUUUGGUGAGGAUUUUUUGUUGAAUCCAAGGCUUCAUGUUCGAACUCAUGAGGGUCAAAAGCCCACCACUGAUGAACAGGAUAAGCUCACACAACUUAGCUUGGGGAAUUUUGCUGGGAACACAUCCCAACCUCUACCAAGGCUUCCAGAUCAUGAGGAAACUUACAACCAAGAGGUACUACCAUCUCCACCAUGCAAAAGAGCCGAGUUGUCCUCCUCGGAAGGGAAAGGUCGAACUUAUAAGAAGUUCAGUUUUGAAGAAAUGGAAAAACUGAUUGAAGGAGUUGAGAAAUAUGGAGGGAAGUAAGUUUUAUUAUGACAUGAAACACAACUAA